Molecule: messenger RNA, 2471 nt
Organism: Puntigrus tetrazona (Sumatra barb)
Lineage: Eukaryota; Metazoa; Chordata; Actinopteri; Cypriniformes; Cyprinidae
Gene: kcnk1a
Product: potassium channel, subfamily K, member 1a
Exons: 3
Coding region: 183-1199 (338 amino acids)
Biological process (GO): stabilization of membrane potential; potassium ion transmembrane transport
Cellular component (GO): membrane
Molecular function (GO): potassium ion leak channel activity
Source: RefSeq, a predicted model, not a curated record
CAUAGUAAGAUUAGUAAACGCUUCUCCCGGUCAUCCGUCACAUCAGCGCAGCGAUACUGGCGGGGGACAAACAGGAAAUUAUAAUCAAAAGACAGCUGUGAGAGUGUUUGCUCCCUUUUAUUUGUAAGAGACAAGUGUAUUCCUGUCACACAACUACCCGCGUUAAUUCUCCCGCGGAGACAAUGCUUCAGUGUCUGUCUGGAAGUUCGUGUGUGCGUGUCAUAGAAGGUUACAGGUCUACGUGGUAUUUCUUGGUCUUGGUGUUAGCGUAUGUGUUAUAUCUGAUAUUCGGGGCUUUGGUGUUUUCCGCGGUGGAGCUGCCGUACGAAGAGCUGCUUCGGCAAGAGCUUCGGACCGUGAAGCAGCAGUUUCUAAAUGAUAACGAAUGUCUGUCCGAAGAAAGACUGGAGGAGUUUCUCACCAGAGCUUUAGAGGCGAGUAAUUACGGGGUGUCGGUUCUCAAUAAUGCUACUACUAACUGGAACUGGGAUUUUACAUCAGCCCUUUUCUUCGCCAGCACUGUGCUCUCCACGACAGGAUAUGGCCACACCGUUCCUCUCUCAGAUGGUGGCAAGGCCUUCUGCAUCAUUUACUCAGUGGUGGGAAUCCCAUUCACCCUGCUAUUCCUGACUGCGGUGGUCCAGAGGAUCAUGGAGUUCAGUACCCGCAGGCCCGUGGAGUACCUGCACCGGCACUGGGGCAUGUCCAAACCUCUGCUGGCCGCUCUGCAUGCCUCCCUGCUGGCCAUUAUAACUGUCUCAUGCUUCUUCCUCAUUCCUGCCAUCAUCUUCUCAGUACUGGAAGAGGAAUGGAAUUUCCUGGAGUCCUUCUAUUUCUGCUUCAUCUCUCUUAGUACUAUUGGCUUGGGCGACUAUGUGCCAGGAGAGGGCUACCAUCAGAGGUUCAGAGAACUCUAUAAAUUGGGCAUAACAUUCUACCUGAUAUUGGGCCUGAUCGCGAUGCUGGUGGUUCUGGAAACCUUCUGUGAACUUCAGCAGCUGAAGAAGCUCAGGAAGAUGUUCUACCUGAGGAAACAAAAAACAGAGGACCAGCUUAACAUUGUGGAUCAUGAUCACCUCUCGUUCGCCUCUGUUUCUGACCAGGCAGCUUCAUUUAAGGAGGAUAAAACUGAUAUGUUUCCUGAUGACGUCGUCGCCGCUUCACCUACUACUACCUCCAAUGGACCAAUGGACCGAUGAUGCAUCCUAAAAAUCUGUGUCUAGAAACCUGACACGUUAAUGUUUCUGAAACAUCUCCGCUAAGAGCAUAAAUGUAUUGUAAUUUGUUAGUGUACUCUGCUGUCAAGUUAACUGAAACCUUCCAUAGACAUGAAUACUUGAAACACAGGCUGAAGGUAAUUUAUCGUGGAAAAGAAUUGUAUCAAUUAGUGGAAUGCAUAAUAUCAUAGGACUUUAUGGUUUAUGCUGCUGCUGAACGGAAAAACAUUUUGUGAACAGGGUUUUGUGUGUGCAUGUAAAUGAUAAAUCCAUCCAUGACUCUGAAUACAAGUAUUUAGCUGGUAAGUGGUCAUAGACUAGCACUGCACACUUCAUAUGCUGUUCUUGUUAGGUGAAAUAAAGGGAUCCAUAUCCUGUAUUACAGUUAUGACGGUGUAUUAAUGGAAAUCAUGUUGUCAGGUUACUAAGUUUGUACAUAUUGCUUAAGGCUGGAAAACAUUGCAUGUCUUUUUUUUUACAAGUGAUUUUAGGUAGUCAGAGUUGACAGAUUUAACAGAAAAAUCGUGUGGUGUAUAUGUGAACAUAAGUCAUAAGCUUCAGCUUAUGAAUCCAUCCAGUCAAAGAAUAUCAAAUGUUUGAUAUUUUGAGCCAGUUUCAGAACACGUAUUGUUUUUAUUUUUCAGUAAUAAGUGUCAGGUUUCUGAUUUGAAAAUCAGGAGUUGUAUAGUGUAUUCCGGCCUUAAACUAUGUUGAAAGUCAUACAAUGUCCGUGUUUACCAAUCUGUUCAUAUUUAACAAAUCAUGUAGUGUAUUCCAGCCUUUAGUCUUUUUUUUUUAUUUGAUUUUUAGAAUAGACAGGGGCAGGUCCCUGAUGACAUUCCUACUGUCACAUUCUGUAAUUCACUAAUAAAGGGAAUUUAAAUUAUGUAUAUUUUUAGUAGAGGCAUCAGACAAUCAAAAAUCUGUAUAUUUAAUUUCUGUUUUAUACGCUCUUCUGCAGUUGCAGUAGGCAUUGUCCACCACCUAAAGGUGCUGUUGUGCAUUGAGUGCCAUUACUGUUGUAUUGUAGGCCUCAGUGUGCAUCAGUGCGUCAGUAUGGUCUUGAGUUACUGGGUAUAUUGCUGAAGAAAAUGUUUGUUAUUUUGUCAUUUAUUUGUUUAUUUACUUUUCAUUUUUACAUUUUAAUUUUGUUGCACAUGCCUAAGCAUACUGAAAGUUGUGCAUUCGUUGUAUGUAUGUCCUCAGUCGCACUUUAACAAAACAGAAUAAACUGGAGAUUUUGGUUAUUCUGUA